Messenger RNA from Gongylonema pulchrum, 495 nucleotides. NCBI's taxonomy places the organism in Eukaryota, Metazoa, Nematoda, Chromadorea, Rhabditida, Gongylonematidae. The record is from the annotation of a GenBank genome assembly.
AUGAAAAAUGCUGAACAAGUGGAAGGGUUAGUGGACGAGAGGGAGCAGGCAGCAACCGAAGCACUGCUGAGAUGGCGACGACGAGUGUGCUACGGAAUGACCGAGAUUCUGCCGAAUUUGUACCUCGGUAGCAUGAGGGAUGCCAACGAUGCGGAUCAGCUCAACGAAAAACAGAUUCAGUAUAUUGUAUCCAUUCAUGGUUUGACUCGAUCUCCGACAACGCUCAGUAAUAGUAAUGCCAGUGUAUUGCAUAUACAUAUGGCUGAUUUGCCAGAAGCAAAUAUCAGCGAGCAUUUCCAGGAAGCCAUCACGUUUAUUCAUCAUGCCCGAUUGCAAAAUAGUGAGUUUUUAACGAUUUAUGUUAACGAUUUCUGUCAUUAUAUUGAUUGUCAGACGUUUUUCUUUGUUCUCGAAGGAGGGACCCAUUGGCGAAUCCAAGGCCCCUUCCCCCUCCUUCUUUCCCCAUUUCCCCAGCGGCGUAGGCACCAGUGCUAA